AUGUUACACCCACAUACCGGAUUUUCCAGCCAAACUCCUAAUCCUAACACCCGUGAAAUCGGUGGUAGAAUUAUUCAUAGACCUAUUCCUGUCGGUGCUUUCCAAUCAAGACCACCUGGUGGUGUCCCCAGAUCCUACAAUAUGGCUCCAAAGGUUCAAGGGCAAGUUGACACAACGCCAAUUAGUCAUUGGUUCCAUGGAAAUAUUAGUCGAGAGGACACAGAAUGUUUAUUAAAACACAGUGGUGUCAAUGGAACCUUCCUUAUCCGGUUCAGUACUUCCACUCAAAAAUAUGUUUUAAGUGUCAUUUAUAAUCAACAACUAUAUCAUUAUCCGAUUGAAGAACUGCUCGAUGGGUUUUAUCAGGUAAAUGGAACUAAUGCUAAGUACUUGGGCAUCGAUCUCCUUGUAUCGGAAUUCCGCAGAGCCAAUAAUUGUAUAGUUUGCUCACUUGGUAAACCUAUUCUUGGUUCAAAACCUCCUCCCCAUAUUACAGUUUACGGUUCUACCAACGAACUACAUCAUGCUGUGAGGAAAGGGAAUCUAAAAGGUGUUCGUGAUCUGCUUAACCGCGUGGCUUCAACAAACGUAACAAUCAAUGAGUAUGUCAAUGAAAAAUCUGCGGACAGUGGGGCUACACCACUCAUUGAGGCUGCAAAGACUGGGUCUAAUGAUAUUGUUCGUUUGUUGCUAGACCACGGAGCACAAGUGAACCUUCGUGAUUGUGGUGGCUUUACAGCCCUCCACCGUGCCUGCCAAAAGUCCUUUGCUCAUGUGGCAGAGACACUUCUGCGGAUGGGCCGAGCCAAUCCUCAAAUCAAAUGUCCCUUCUCGGGCAACACGGCGCUGCACGAAGCAGCAAUGCUUGGACAUGCAGACUGUGUAAACUGUCUCUUAGAAUUCCACGCAGCACCUUGGGCCCGUAAUGCUGAGUUGGAGAUGCCUUUUGAACUAGCCCUCCGAUUUGGAUUCGCAGAAUUGGCCAAUGCGCUAGCUGGGUACCAACCUGCUUCGCCCCUUACUUCACAGGUAAUAUAUAGUUAG
Rodentolepis nana is the source of this 1044-nucleotide messenger RNA. NCBI's taxonomy places the organism in Eukaryota, Metazoa, Platyhelminthes, Cestoda, Cyclophyllidea, Hymenolepididae. The record is from the annotation of a GenBank genome assembly.